AUGCGUCCCUCCACCCUCAUCAGCGCUGUGGUUGCACUCUUUGCUGUCGUGGCCUUUACUUUCCCUACCGCCAGUAUAUGGGGUCUCAAAAGUCGCGCCAACGCAGGCGAGCCCAUAAUCCCGUCCCAUUCCAUUUACAAUAUUGAUCUCGAUGACGUGGAGCCCCUGGCCCGAGUCUAG
This is a messenger RNA of Aspergillus puulaauensis, 180 nucleotides long. RefSeq lists its product as uncharacterized. The transcript has 2 exons. Bases 1 to 180 code for a protein of 59 amino acids. Lineage: Eukaryota; Fungi; Ascomycota; Eurotiomycetes; Eurotiales; Aspergillaceae. The record is from RefSeq and is a predicted model, not a curated record.